UCGUGUGUGCAUUGAGCACAGAAAUUUGCAGAAAAUAAUUUUUGUAUUGUUAUUAAAAAAUUAACUCGAAAAAAAAUUGAGAUUACUAAUUUAAGUUUAACAAAAAAAAAAUAGACUAAGACAGAUUUUAAAAGUUCAAUUUCUGUUUAUUAUUUUACCUAUUAUCAGUCUUCUUCUACCAUGUCGCAAAUCUACGUAUAUGCAUAAGUACCAGUAGCAGUGUAGCAGCAACACAACAAUUUUGCCAUUUAUAAAUAUCUAUCUUAGGUCGCAGGCGUUCGAGUGCGCAUGAAACAAGUAAAGAGCUAUAAAGGCAACGUCCAAAAACAACACAGUUUCGUACGUACGUUUGUUAGCAGUAUUUUCAACAGUUUCCUCAUUAGCGUACUGUUGUUAAUUUAAUUUUUUUAAACAUUCAUAGUAAGCAACCAAUUGGUAUCGAAGUUGUUUUAAAUAGAAUAAUUGUUGUCAAUACUGCCUUGGAAAAAAGUGUUGCUAGUGAACUUAAUACAUCAUCGGUUUCGCGUUGCGUAUCAAUAAUAAUAAUAAUAAUAAUAGUUAAAGCGAAUCCUUCAUAUCGGCUAGAAAUACAAAAACCAAUCCUUCAAUGGAUAUUUAUGCUUAUUUACGUUGAAAGAUGAGUUGAAUAUGUAUUGGUUAUUAGCAUAAAGAGUGUACAGUGUCAAGAUUCCAUUUUUAACCGGCAGAACCACAUUAGUGUCAUGAAUAAUAUUAUAAAAAUCGUGUUCUGCGAAUACUAUAUAAACGUGCAGUUACUACAUUAAUUUAUUAUAUUUGCAAGGAGUAAGGUACGCCUAUCCUCAAGUGAUUUAUGCCACAAGCUAGAAGGAAAUCAGCAGCUUAUCAAGGGAACCACUGUCGCUUUCAGCAAAGCCAUCUGGAGUAUUGCACUGAAUUAAAGAAAUGAAAUGCCAAUUAAAUACUGGAAAAAAUGCCUUGUGAGCAUGUAAUUAUUUGGAAGAAUUACGUCAUGCAACUGCAACUACUCACCGAAUAAAAAAUUCAACAACACCGCUAGAAAAGUGUAGAAACCAAUUGGUAUUUAGAUACGCACCUAAACGAUAUCGUGGACAACAAUACAACCUAAUGGAAAUUCAUCAUUAAACAGCAACAUUCCGGCAACUAUUUUUAAAUUCAAUAUCAAAACUCAGGACCUGGAAAUAAGAGAAACAAAAAUACUCAACAGAAUCACACACACUCAUGCACCACAUCAUAUAAAAAGGAACAAAGUAUCAGCCCAGUACUCGGCAAAGUAUGCAAAAGAUCCGCAAAAUCUCGCUGGCACAAGAAUAAAUUAUAAGUUAUUUAAACUUAAAACGACUUGUAUGACAAAAGUAUUCAACUUAAGCAGCUAUUUACAUCAAGAGAGUUAGCCAUAUUCAGCCACACAGAGUAAAUGUGAUAAAUCAAAAUUAUUUUACCAAAUUUGCUGGUACAAUUGAAGAAUAUCGCAGCUAUGGGCAGCAUACAUAAUGUAAGAUUCGUUCGUUUCCUGGUCGUCGUAAGUCUGGUUAUCCUGUCUAUUUUUAUAUACGCUACAUAUUCCUCAAAUGCGACACUUACGCCCUCACCCUCGCACUCCAUGCGUGCCGGUAGCGAUGUUGACGGUGCCAAUGCGUUACAGCUGAUUGUAGAUAAUAAGAGUAGAUUUAGCAGCGAUUCUGUUGCCGCCUUUGCUUAUGGCAACGGCAUUGAUAACAGCGCUAUUGAUGGUAGUAAUCGCUUGGAUGCGUUACAAAGUGGCGAUUCCACGCUCCUGAAGUUGAAUAAGAAAGCUGCUGCUACAUCUGGAGCAAGUACAGGCGCCGGUACUGGCACAGGGAAGGCGGCGCAAUCAUCGACUGCGGUAAAGAAACAACAUCAACAUCGUGAACCAACGAUUGAUGUGGAUGUUGUUAACGAUGUGGCGCCCGACGAUGAUGAGAUGGAACGUUUUGGCAAUGAAUUGCUGGAGGAGACGGAUGCGCAGAAUAUUGAUAAUGUUCUGGUUGCUGGCAGUAUAAUUUUCCCGAAUACCUCUAGCGCUCAGCAAAGUAAUGCUGGCGUUGCGCAAGAACAAUCAAAAUCACAGUCGCAAGGGCAGCUAGACCAAAUGAAACAAAAUAACGGUAAAUCAAAUGAUAACUUAAACAACCUGAAUAAGAUACUGGACUCGGAAGUUAUGAUACCAACAUCGAAUUUGCAAAAAUUCAUCGAAAACGCCGACAAGAUAUUAAAAAAUAUUACAGCAUCACCGACGGCGAAUGAGAAGUCUCCGAUAAAGGAUGCGAAUGGUAGCAAACAGUUAGCUGAGAAUAAUGCCAACUCCAAGGCUGUCAAAAUGGAUGACGAUGAUAUUGGUGAUGAUGAUGUAAACAAUGAUGUUGCACUGCCACCGUCCGUUGUAAUGACAAUUAAACGUCCUGGUGGUGCUAUACAAGAACAACAACCACCAAAAGAAAAUCGGCCUGCACCCAAACCAAACUUGGAUAAACCGAAAGCCCAGCCCAAAGUGGCACCCAAAAUAAACAAUUCUGUACCGCCCAAAAAUUCUGACCAUACCAAAGGUAUAGCCACCAGUGAUAUCUAUGAGUCCGGACAUUUAAAUGAGGAAAUAAAUUUUGCAAAAAUUUGUCCAAAUGAAGGUGAAGAUUUAAAAUUAAUGAUACUCAUCUCAUCAGCAUUAAAUCAUGCUGAAGCACGCCUUUCUAUAAGACAAACGUGGGCACAUUAUGGUACGCGUCGUGAUGUUUCCAUUGCCUUUGUGCUAGGCCGCACCACGAACGAAACUGUAAGCAAGGAAUUAAGUAUUGAGAAUUUUAUUUAUGGCGAUAUGAUUCGUGGCAAUUUCAUAGACUCGUAUACCAAUUUAACACUGAAAACUAUUUCCACCUUAGAGUGGGUGGAUCUGCACUGUCAGAAGGCCAAAUUUAUUUUAAAAACAGAUGAUGAUAUGUUCAUCAAUGUGCCGAAACUUUUACAAUUUAUAGAUGGUCAUAGCAAGGAGAAGCGUGUCAUUUACGGACGGCUAGCGAAACAAUGGAAACCCAUACGCAAUAAAAAGUCAAAGUAUUACGUAUCGACCGAUCAAUUUAGUCAACCUGUUUUUCCACCAUUCACCACCGGUCCAGCUUAUCUCAUCACAAGCGAUGCAAUACAUUCACUCUAUGAACGAUCUCUUCAUCAGGUAUACCUGAAACUGGAGGAUGUGUUCACAACAGGAAUUGUGGCGCAACAACUUGGCAUUAAGCGUGUACAUGCCAACGAGUUCCUUAAUCGGCGUAUUGCAUUCAAUCCAUGCAAUAUACGUAAACUAAUCAGUGUACAUAUGGUCAAGUCGAAUGAACAAUUUGACCUGUGGAAGAAAUUACUGGAUAAGAGUACCAAGUGUAAAUAGUAUUUUAGGUUUAUACAUUAAAGUCAAAGAUUGAACUGUAGAUGUAAUAGUAUUAAAUUAAGUAUGAAAAGAAGAAAAGACCCUAGAAUAUUUUUAAAUUAAAUAUCGAACGCUUUUUAUUUAUAUGCAAUAUUUAUGUAUGUGUAUGAAAAAAAAAAUAUAUAUAUAGAUAUAGAUAUAUAUAUAUAUAUAUAUAUAUAAAUACAAAACACAUUCAUACAUAUGUACAUGUAUCUGUAUCGAGAAAUAUUUACUUUAGAAAUAUAUACUUUAGUUUACACAUACCAAUAAAAUGAAAGAUGAUACUUAGUACAUUAAAAAUACUUAUACAUACAUAAAUACUUAAAUGUAUUUGUUUUCUAGACUUAACCAAUAUACUCGUAAAUGCAUUAUAAAUGCCAUUAAAAUACAAUAUUUAUAAACCUAUGUUUGGAGAGGAAUGUGAUGAGUUAAUAUACAUAUAAAUAUAUGCUCGUACAUAAUUACAUAAUAUAUAGAGAAAAUGGAAAAGAAAAAUGUAUGAAAAAACGAAUUUUUGAAAGAAAUAAAAUCUCAAGCAUUAUUAUGUGCAACACAGCAUUA
Molecule: messenger RNA, 3979 nt
Organism: Ceratitis capitata (Mediterranean fruit fly)
Lineage: Eukaryota; Metazoa; Arthropoda; Insecta; Diptera; Tephritidae
Product: Beta-1,3-galactosyltransferase 1
Exons: 5
Coding region: 1478-3397 (639 amino acids)
Cellular component (GO): membrane
Molecular function (GO): hexosyltransferase activity
Source: RefSeq, a predicted model, not a curated record